This is a messenger RNA of Suhomyces tanzawaensis NRRL Y-17324, 1509 nucleotides long. RefSeq lists its product as uncharacterized. The transcript has 2 exons. Lineage: Eukaryota; Fungi; Ascomycota; Pichiomycetes; Serinales; Debaryomycetaceae. Gene Ontology annotation, molecular function: transmembrane transporter activity. Bases 1 to 1509 code for a protein of 502 amino acids. Gene Ontology annotation, biological process: transmembrane transport. Gene Ontology annotation, cellular component: membrane. The record is from RefSeq and is a predicted model, not a curated record.
AUGGGGAGAGAAAUAGAGAAUAGAAGUGAGUCUAGUCAUUCCAACACCAAUCUGACAGACUUGACCAUCAAGGACUCUGUCGAGUAUGACGGGGCGUUCAGAUUCGUCAAUGACAGGGGAACAAACCCUUCCGUUCAAAUUGUAUCCUCCAAGGUGAUUCGCAAAAUCGAUUUGAGGAUCUUGAGCUUGCUCUGUGCCAUUUACUUUCUUCAAUUCUUGGAUAAGUCCCUUCUCAACUAUGCAGCUGCGAUGGGAAUCAAGAAAAACUUGAAGGGAAACGAGUUUGCCAACUUGUCUACCAUAUUUUACGCGGCCUAUAUAUUUGGGGAACCGUUCGUUGCAUAUCUGCUUCAAGUCUUCCCACUCGCAAAGACACUCGGAUUAUUUAUUGUGUGCUGGGGUAUUGUGGUGGCUUGUCAUGCGGCAUGCGAGUCGUAUGCAGCUUUGAUGGUAGUUCGUACACUUCUCGGAAUAUUCGAGGCUUCUUCGGCUGUGUCUUUGAUUAUCAUCAGUGGCAUGUUUUACACAAAGCCUCAGCAGGCCAGCAGGAUGGGCAUUUGGUCCGUGAUGUCGGGAGUCGCUACAAUUGUGGGGGGUUUGCUUUCGUUUGGCUUCCAACACGUGCACACCACCAGGCUCUUGUCAUGGCAAAUUUUGUUCCUUUUCAUGGGGAUUAUCACCACCUUGUUCGGGGUUUUUGUGGCUUUCUACUUGCCAAAUAAUGUCACAGACGCUACCUUUUUGAGCGACGACGAGAAGGCAUGGGUAUUGGAGAAUGUCAGAGUCAAUCAGACUGGUACAAUCAGCAAAAAGUUCAAGAAGGAGCAAAUAUUCGAAUUGCUUUUCAGUGACAAAUUCACCUGGCCAUUCUUUUUGUUGACUCUUGUGUCCCAAAUUGUGACGGGAUCAGUUGGCACAUUCAGUGUUACUGUCACGUUAUCAUUUGGAUUUGAUAGCUACGAAUCGGCCUUACUUCAAAUUCCAGUUGGGGUGUUAAUUAUUGUUAUUAUUGGUACUGCUACCCAGUUAGUGUCACGCUUUGGCCACAUCACUUACAUAACAAUUUCAAUGUUUGUCCCAUCCGUUAUUGGAGCAAUCAUGCUUUUGGCAACCAACUACCACAAAAACAAGAUAGCCAACUUGUUUGGACUUUAUUUGAUUUACAGUGGAUCUUCGGUGAUCACUCUCAUCUACGCUUGGGUCAGUGCUAACACUGCGGGAACCAGUAAGAAGUUCUUCAGAAGCGGUAUGACUAUGAUUGCAUUUUCUAUCGCAUGUAUCAUUGGUCCCCAACUAUUUCAAGCAAACAGUGCUCCAGGUUAUCGUCCUGCUAAAAUCACUAUUUUGGUCACCCAGGUAUUAUGUAUUCCGCUCACGUUCUUGAUGGGAUACUUGGCUAGACAGGAGAAUAGCAAGAGAGAUAGUGAAGAAGCGCAAGAUUUGCCAGCUAAUUAUGAAUUUUUGGACUUGACGGAUAUUCAAAACCGCUCGUUCAGAUACAUUCACUGA